Molecule: messenger RNA, 2190 nt
Organism: Drosophila innubila
Lineage: Eukaryota; Metazoa; Arthropoda; Insecta; Diptera; Drosophilidae
Gene: Dd
Product: CTD nuclear envelope phosphatase 1 homolog
Exons: 4
Coding region: 1083-1814 (243 amino acids)
Molecular function (GO): protein serine/threonine phosphatase activity
Source: RefSeq, a predicted model, not a curated record
CAAUAUAACGAUAGCAAUAACCACGCUCUCGACGACAAUCUCUCUUUAUUUUUCACAAUUUAUUUUUUGGACUGGCUUUUGGCCAAAUUGAUUAAAGGUGUGUGUGUGUGUGUGUGUAUAUGCAUGUAUGAGCGUGCGAUUUAUUAAACAAAAAGCAAAAACUAGAUUACUGAAUAUCAAAGUGCAAUAUUUUUUUGCCGCGCUACACGCAUAUGAAAUUGUUGAAUAGACAAAUGAAGAUAGCAAAUAAUACAAUUUUCAUCAAUUAGUGAUUUCUUUCUUGGUGGCUGGCUCUUAAAUAUAAGAUUAACAAAAGCGAGCGCAACUCUGAAAUUUGCCAGCAAAUCGCUAGAAACAGCGACAAUCGACAAACGACGACGAGAAAAUAACAACAACAAUUGUGACAGCAGAGCAGCGAAAAGACCCGCAGCAGAGCAUCAACAGAAACAACAACAAAACCUCAUUGAACUGAACUGAAUGAUGAGAAUAGUGAUGAAACAUUUGGGCAAUUUAAAAGUGUUAAAUCGAAAAUAAAACGUGAAAUACAAACAUAAACAUAAACAGCAUAAAUCAUAUAUCUUUUUGCUGGUUGCUCCGGUUGCACGCUUGUGUUAAAUAUCGAUUUUAUACCCUGCGCGCCUCUCGCUCACAGCAUGAAUGUGUAUGUGUUUGUGUAAAGAAGAAUCCAAAAAAGCAAUAAUUGUGAUAUCGAUAACGAUAACGACGACGACAACUACCGAUAGCCGCUACCGCAGCGGAAAACAAAUACAAACAAAACAUUUUUGAGCGCGUUAUCAAAAAAAUAAAAGCACAAGAGCAAUAACAACUUGGUAUAUUAGUCUGACAGCCGGCUCGUUUUUGGUUUCUGCGCGAGUGUGAGGGAGCUUUUUGUUUUUGUUUUUGGUUUUCUUUUUUGUUGUUGUUGUUUUUUAUUUUUGCUUAGCCCAACAUCAAGCGUAACAACAAUAGUGAAAAAGAACUACAACGUUGACAAACGACAACGCAGCAGCCGCAAAUAUAACAAUAUAACAAAUAUAACAAAAAUAUUAAGGGAAAUCUGGUAAGAAGAGAACUUCUUACCAAUGAUUUCGUUGCUGCAAAUGAAAUUCCAUGCGCUGCUGCUGCUGCUGUCAAAGGUCUGGACAUGUAUUUGUUUCAUGUUCAAUCGCCAAGUGCGCGCUUUUAUCCAGUAUCAGCCGGUUAAAUAUGAACUCUUCCCGCUGUCACCUGUAUCGCGACACCGGCUCAGUUUGGUGCAGCGAAAAACAUUGGUAUUGGACUUGGAUGAGACACUAAUACACUCACAUCACAAUGCGAUGCCCAGGAAUACGGUGAAGCCAGGGACGCCGCAUGAUUUCACCGUUAAGGUGACCAUCGAUAGGCAUCCAGUGCGAUUUUUUGUACACAAGCGGCCGCAUGUCGAUUACUUUUUGGAUGUGGUAUCGCAGUGGUAUGAUCUGGUUGUGUUUACUGCCAGCAUGGAGAUCUAUGGGGCUGCGGUUGCCGAUAAAUUGGACAAUGGCCGCAAUAUACUGCGGCGUCGAUACUAUAGACAGCAUUGCACGCCCGAUUAUGGCUCUUAUACCAAAGAUUUGUCAGCUAUCUGCAGUGAUUUGAAUAGGAUAUUUAUCAUUGACAAUUCGCCUGGAGCAUAUCGGUGUUUUCCAAAUAAUGCAAUACCCAUUAAAAGCUGGUUCUCCGAUCCAAUGGAUACGGCACUAUUAUCAUUGCUUCCCAUGCUCGAUGCCCUGAGAUUCACCAACGAUGUGCGUUCGGUGUUAUCGCGAAAUCUUCACCUGCAUCGCCUUUGGUAGCAGGUGUGCCGCCACCAAGCGUAGCUAAUGCAAUAAAUUACACAACUACAACAAUUUUUUUUUGUUCCAUCAGUUACAAAUUACAACAACAACAAAAAACAACAUUAAAAGGUGGUGCUGUGACACAUAAACGAAUUUUAUGUUUUAUAAUAGACAAAAGUGACUUUUCUAUAAUAUGUAUUACAUUUCAAUUAAUGCAACAUUUUCUAACUACUAUAAGCAAUGUUCUAUCAUUUAUUUAUAUAUAUUUCUAUAUAUAUAUAUUAUCGAUUAUAUUUUUUUUUUCUGGCUAGAAAUUUAAAAAAUUGUUUGCGUUAUUUUUGUACUAUAAAUAAUAAAAAGAGAGGAGUAACUACAGUAUGUUCAUCAGGCAAAU